Fusarium verticillioides 7600 is the source of this 993-nucleotide messenger RNA. RefSeq lists its product as hypothetical. The coding region runs from base 280 to 831 and encodes 183 amino acids. NCBI's taxonomy places the organism in Eukaryota, Fungi, Ascomycota, Sordariomycetes, Hypocreales, Nectriaceae. The transcript has a single exon. The record is from RefSeq and is a predicted model, not a curated record. Gene Ontology annotation, biological process: response to oxidative stress.
UCUCUAUGCUUCUUUUUGUCUUUUUGAGCAUCAUUAAAUAUUGUAUUAUUGUUUUCAUUCUGAAAUUCGGAACAACUUGUUGUCCUACGUUGCUGGGGCCAGAUCAAUGACGUAGCCUGUCGCUACAGAGACGCGACUCUAGGGCUCAUGGUGACGUGCAUGACUCUGAAUUGCUCAUGACUUCUACCGUCAUAGAACCAAAGUCAACAUUAAGUAAAAGUUCAACUGUUCAACAUCAAUUUGACUCAUACACAAUAGAAACCAUCGAAAUCAAUCAUCAUGUCUCUUCGCAUCUCCCAAUCCCUCCGCCGCGCAGCCGUGCGCCCCAACGCAUCCCUCCUCAAACCCCCAAUCGUCAUCCACCGCUUCCAAAGCACUCAACAGAGCAAAGACCAACCAAUCCUCUACUCCGCCCACGCCAAAGUCGUCGGCGCCCGCAAGGGCCACGUCGAAGCAGAGUCCCUCAACGUCGACCUCACCAUGUCCAAAGCCCUCGGCGGCCCCGGCGAUGCAGGCAAGACGAACCCCGAGGAGAUGUUCGCCGCUGGCUACGGCGCGUGCUUCCAGUCUGCCAUGAACGCCGUGGCUGCCAAGGAUGGUAUCACCAUGCCUACUGCGCCGGAGGAUAGCAUUGUUGAGACGACGGUGCAUCUUGUCGGUGAUAUGAAGAAGCUCGAUAUGGGGCUGAGGGUGGAUAUGAAGAUUAGUGUUAGGGGGUUGGAGAAGGAGCAGAUUGAGGGGAUUGUUGAGAAGACGAAGAAGGUUUGUCCUUAUAGUAGGGCUAUCGAGGGCAAUGUCUUGACAGAGUGUACUGUUGUUAAGCUGGACUAAUCGAGCAUAUGCGUAAUAUAUGUACUAGCCUAUUCGGACUUGUGUCUUUUAGAUUGAGUUAACUCAAAAGUGAAACACAUUUAUGUUUACCUCAAGCUCCAAUCAAUUUGGCGGACAGCUUUCAACGCAGGAAUUCAGCGAGGCCUUUACCUAACAUUGAAC